GCUGCCCCUCAGGCUGAGGUGGCAGAUGGUCCUGAGGAGCGCCGGCGGCGGAGGCAGAGCCGGAGCCGAAGGGGAUGAUGAAUGGACCCUGGUACCUCGACAGACGCGAGCGGGUUCUCAAGUUAGGCGACAGUUUUGAGAAGCUGCCGCGCUGCGCCUUUCACACUGUGCGCUAUGACUUCAAACCUGCUUCUGUUGACACUUCCUGUGAAGGAGAGCUUGAGGUCGGCAAAGGUGAACAGGUGACAAUAACUCUACCAAAUAUAGAAGGAUCAACUCCACCAGUAACUGUUUUCAAAGGUUCAAAGAAACCUUAUUUAAAAGAAUGCAUUUUGAUAAUUAACCAUGAUACUGGCGAAUGUCGACUAGAAAAACUCAGCAGCAACAUCACUGUAAAAAAAACAAGAGUUGAAGGAAGCAGCAAAAUUCAGUCUCGUGUAGAGCAUCAGCAGCAACAAAUGCGGAAUUUAACUAGGACUCCCAGUCUUGUAAAAGAUUCUCCAUCCGAAGACAAGAUGUCCCCAACAUCUCCAAUGGAUGAUAUUGAAAGAGAACUGAAGGCAGAAGCUAGUCUAAUGGACCAGAUGAGUAGUUGUGAUAGUUCAUCAGAUUCUAAAAGUUCAUCAUCUUCAAGCAGUGAGGAUAGUUCCAGUGACUCAGAAGAUGAAGAGUACAGAUCCUCUCCUUCUGAUGCAGGGAAUUAUAUCUCAGGAGAUCCUAACAUGUCUGCCAUGCCACAAUGCAGAAUUCCUGAUAUAGAUGCUGGUCAUAAUAGAUAUCAUAACAACAGUAGCCUUCUGAUGAAUACUUUAAGAAAUGACUUGCAGCUGAGUGAAUCAGAAAGUGACAGUGAUGACUGAAGAAACAUUAAGCUGUAAAUAUAAAAUUUACAAGAUGUGAUCAUUUAUAUUAAGAAUAAAAAUUCCUAAGGCUGAGGAAAAUAUAUAGUAACUUUAAAUGAUAAAAGAAAUUAAAUUUGAUUCAGAAUUUUCA
This is a messenger RNA of Miniopterus natalensis, 993 nucleotides long. RefSeq names its product ELL associated factor 2 (gene EAF2). Lineage: Eukaryota; Metazoa; Chordata; Mammalia; Chiroptera; Miniopteridae. Gene Ontology annotation, cellular component: super elongation complex. The record is from RefSeq and is a predicted model, not a curated record. Gene Ontology annotation, biological process: transcription elongation by RNA polymerase II. Gene Ontology annotation, molecular function: transcription elongation factor activity.